AUAAAAGCGUAGGUCAAAUGUGGGAGGGAGCUCUGCGUUUCCUGUACCGCUACAUUGUAACUGAUCAUCAAAUUACAAUGUAAAUCCUAAUCGGAACAUUAUUUCAAACGCAGAACAUAUCAUUCAUGUCAUAUCCAUCACCUGGAAUACCGGGUGGCAAUUAACCAACGAAUACAUGAUUUGCGGUCUAAAUAUCAGGCGCUGUCACAUUGACAGCGGUAGGAUAUCCGGAAAACUUGAGGGAGGUUUGCACGAGCCAUUGCGGUGUUGACGUAGGAGCUAAAGCCUUUUCAACCGAUGUCUAAGGACCCUCCUCCAAGGUGACAUACAUCCAAUCACAGACUAGCAUGGGAGAAGAUGGACAUUCCAGCUGCCAAUCAGAGCUACGGACAUGGCGGGCAGCCCGGGGUGUGUCAUAAUGCCUGGUCAGCAACCACACCCCCGACCGGUCUUGGAUGUACCACUGCCCAAGGACUCUCCAGUGACCCUCUACCCAGCUUACAGGGUCUGAACCUGGGCCCAGCCUCACACCAGAGUCCCUCUAAUAACAUCCCUCAAUCCAUGGCUCAGUUACAGUACUCACACCAGGGCUGUCUCAGCAGUCUUCCUACGACCCCAUUUAGGAACCAAUCACCUUCAGCUCUUAUACCAUGCCUGAAUCAAGAGCCUCACAUACCACAUGUACACAUGGGUAAUUAUAUUUCCUACAACAUUCCUCCACCAUCAACACUCGUCCCUCUGAAACAAGGUCCGCCAGCUAGUGGGCCUCCAUCCACGAUACCGUCUUCAAACCAGGGUCCCCAGAAUACUGUCUCUCCUCCAGUCUCUUCCUCUUCUCCAUAUCCUCCAUAUCCGUCUUCAAACCAGGGUCCCCAGAAUACUGUCUCUCCUCCAGUCUCUUCCUCUCCUCCAUAUCCUCCAUAUCCGUCUUCAAACCAGGGUCCCCAGAAUACUGUCUCUCCUCCAGUCUCUUCCUCCCCUCUAUAUCCUCCAUAUCCGUAUGCAAACCAAGGCUUUGUGAAUGGCCCUCCUGUGACAUUGACAAGUCCAAACCAAGGCUUUGUGAAUGGCCCUCCUGUGACAUUGACAAGUCCAAACCAAGGCUUUGUGAAUGGCCCUCCUGUGACAUUGACAAGUCCAAACCAAGGCUUUGUGAAUGGCCCUCCUGUGACAUUGACAAGUCCAAACCAAGGCUUUGUGAAUGGCCCUCCUGUGACAUUGACAAGUCCAAACCAAGGCUUUGUGAAUGGCCCUCCUGUGACAUUGACAAGUCCAAACCAAGGCUUUGUGAAUGGCCCUCCUGUGACAUUGACAAGUCCAAACCAAGGCUUUAUGAAUGGCCCUCCUGUGACAUUGACAAGUCCAAACCAAGGCUUUAUGAAUGGCCCUCCUGUGACAUUGACAAGUCCCAACCAAGGCUUUAUGAAUGGCCCUCCUGUGACAUUGACAAGUCCAAACCAAGGCUUUGUGAAUGGCCCUCCUGUGACAUUGACAAGUCCAAACCAAGGCUUUGUGAAUGGCCCUCCUGUGACAUUGACAAGUCCCAACCAAGGCUUUAUGAAUGGCCCUCCUGUGACAUUGACAAGUCCAAACCAAGGCUUUAUGAAUGGCCCUCCUGUGACAUUGACAAGUCCAAACCAAGGCUUUAUGAAUGGCCCUCCUGUGACAUUGACAAGUCCCAACCAAGGCUUUGUGAAUGGCCCUCCUGUGACAUUGACAAGUCCCAACCAAGGCUUUAUGAAUGGCCCUCCUGUGACAUUGACAAGUCCCAACCAAGGCUUUAUGAAUGGCCCUCCUGUGACAUUGACAAGUCCCAACCAAGGACCCCCCAACAGCCGUUUUUCAUCCAUGUCACCAUGUGGGAGCCAGAGCCAACAGUGUUCACACCCGUAUCCUCCACAACUCACCUCACCAGUCCAGCAGCAACCCCAAUGGGUCCUGGCUCAGCAACACUAUAGUCACAGUGGUGUAAUGUACAAGCCUGGUGCCACCUCACAUCCUGUACAGGAGGAUACCACCAUGCAACCGUCCUGUCCGUCUCUGGGGGACAGUGGGGUGUCCGGCCCCAGCUCACCUAUCUCAGAGUCACGCUAUGGCCUACACCCUCAGCUUCUACCCAGCGCUGUGCGUAUGAUGGAGGAGGACAGGACAGUGUGGGAGGGGAAGGUGUUUGUGUCUGAACCCAUCUCCUCUCUACCUCCGUUGGCUACCACAGACUGUGUCAUGGAGGACAGAGGUAACUGCAGUCCUCGGUUCAUCCUUUCUACCUCCUACUGCGUUCCGUGUGAGGGCCAGACGGCCCUCCAGAGCCACCUACCCCUGGGGGCCCUAGUCAGCCCUCUGGCUAAGCUACACACAGGAGAGCGCCCCCUGUCUGUGUGUAUGGAGGCAGACACUGUAAAGGGCUGUGGGGAGUGUGGGGCUUACAUGUGUUCAGCUAUGGGAUGGCAGGACUGUGGACAGAGAUUCUACUGCCCAUUCUGUGGGAAACUCCGUGAAGUUGGAUGGCAGCAUUACCAGCCAACACAGGGAGUAGAGGGGAACAGAGUGGACAGAGAGCAGAGACCUGAGCUCAGUCUGGGCUCCUAUGAGAUACUGGACAGUCAACAGGAUGUGCCUGCUUCUGUGUUGCUCCUGGCCGUGGAUGUGUCUGCUGCAGCACUGAGAGGAGGACACCUGGAGCUCAUCAGUCAGCAGCUACGUUCUCUACUCACAUCACUAAAUAGGGAGGAAGGUGCGUUCCAAUCAGAUGUCCGUGUGGGGUUGAUGACCUAUGACAGCCGGAUCCACCUCUAUGACCUCAGCCCUGCCCUGUCCCGCCCACACAUGCUGGUCGUCACGGAGACAGAGGACCUGCAGCUUCCUGUGAGGGAGGGGCUUCUAGUUCCACUCAAAGACUGCAUAGACAGUAUCAACAGUGUCCUGCAGCGUAUCCCUCUGUUCAGUGCAGAGUUUGAGGAGGCAGGUGGAGUUCUCCUGGAGCUGCCUGUCAAGGCUGGACUGGUCGUUCUACAGGAGUUGGGUUGUCCUGGCAAGCUGCUGGUCUUCCAAACUGCUCCCUUCAUCGAGGGGACACACACACACAACUCCUCUAGCUUCUUCAGCUCCAACAAACCAAAGUCUCUGUUUCAGCCUCCGGACCCUGCUGUCUCAUUGGCUAAGGAGUGUGUCAGUCAGGGCUGUGGCGUGCACCUGUUUGUGUUCUCCCAGCAGGAUGUGGGCGGGGCUUGGCCGGGACAUGUUCCUUACCUGACAGGUGGAGAGCUGCACUGCUACCACAGUCUCCAGGGAGAGUUGGACAGGGAGCGUUUCAGCAGUGACCUGAGGAGGACUGUAGAGACAGAGACGGGCUAUAGGGCCACACUCAGGGUACAUGUCAGUAAAGAUCUGCGCGUGUCAGGGUGUUAUGGCUCGUUCGUCCCCGGGCCCAACCCCGCCCACGUCACCAUGGCAACCCUUGAUUGGCGUACGACGCUGGCCGUUGAGUUAACACACAGCAGAGCUCUGGACGAAAAGAGGGGCGUGGUCGUACAGACCGUCCUGUCCUACACCAGCCAACAGGGAGAGAGGAGGACCCGGGUCCACAGUCUGUCUCUGUGCUGCUCACACCACCUACUGGACACCUUCUGUAACUGCCAGGCCCAGACUCUGCUCACCUUCUACUGCAAGAAGAUGUACUGUGCCGUGUUGGAGCGCCCUCUACAGGAGCUGAGAGAGGAACUGCAGACAGAGGUGACAGAGUCCUUGGCCUGCUAUAGGAAACACUGCAGCUCCUCCUCUGUGUCCCCGGGACAGCUGGUCCUACCCCAGCACCUGAAGACCCUGCCAGUCUACCUCAACAGCCUGAGGAAGAGUGAAGUUCUGCUUCCCGGCCUCCGCAGUUCAGUACACCAACGCCUGCAGCUCCGCUGUCAAGUGGUCUCCAUGGAUACCAAGACCACAGCAGGACACUUCUACCCUCUGCUGCUACCACUGCCAGUAGGUGGCGAUACCUCCAGUCCUCUCAGCCUAGGGGAGGCUGUUCGCUGCACUGCUGCUAGCCUGGACCAUGGAGGUCUCUACCUGGUCCACGGACCCCUGGUUCUGCUACUCUGGGUGGGCCACAACGUCUCGAACACCUCCCUGGUCCAACUCUUCAACAUCACCUGUCUGUCCACACUACCCUCUGGAGAGACGAAGCUGCCUGUGCUGGACAACCCUCUGUCUGUUAGUGUGAGGUCACUCAUCAACGCCCUGAACUCACAGACACACUAUACUCGCAAGCUGCGUGUGGUGAAGCAGGGGGACAGCUGUGAGGAGGCUUUACAACGCCUCCUGGUAGAAGAUAAGAGUCCCAACGGGGGAGCGAGCUACGCUGACUUCCUGUACCACCUCCACGUCAACUCUAUACAACUGCUGGUUCGUUAGUUGUAAAAUGGUUUGAACUGGAAAACGCAAACGUGGGAUUCUAAUUGGACAAGUCCAGCUAAUCCCUCCCAUGUUUCAUUCAGCGUUUCUUCUGUUUGGUGCCUAAUGAACAUGACCCUGGUGUUUUCAGCAGUAUGGCCAGGGGUUUUUACAGAUCACCUCAACCACAUGUGAAUGAUCAUAUCCUUAUUUGACUUACAGUAUGCAACUGGUUGUUGUACUUGAUGUUCAUCAGCAAAAGGUGAUGUCUUAUUUUUUUGCCAGUUGUAGUAAUAACUUUUCAAAUCAAGUAACAUUUCAUUGGUCACAUACACGUGGUUAGCAGAUAUUAUUGGUCACAUACAUGUGGUUAGCAGAUAUUAUUGGUCACAUACACGUGGUUAGCAGAUGUUAUUGGUCACAUACACAUGGUUAGCAGAUGUUAUUGGUCACAUACACAUGGUUAGCAGAUAUUAUUGGUCACAUACACAUGGUUAGCAGAUAUUAUUGGUCACAUACACAUGGUUAGCAGAUAUUAUUGGUCACAUACACGUGGUUAGCAGAUAUUAUUGGUCACAUACACGUGGUUAGCAGAUAUUAUUGGUCACAUACACGUGGUUAGCAGAUAUUAUUGGUCACAUACACGUGGUUAGCAGAUAUUAUUGGUCACAUACACAUGGUUAGCAGAUGUUAUUGCGAGUGUAGCGAAAUGCUUAUGCUUCUAGAUCUGGGAUAAGAAUAUAUAAGUAUAAAAUAUAUGGAUGAGAAGUGACAGAGCGGCUAAGAUGCAAUAGACAGUAAAGAAUAGAUAGUGAAGGAAUCAGUAUAUACAUAUGAGAUGAGUAAUGCGAGAUAUGUGGCAUUAUUAAAGUGACUAGUGAUAUUAAAGUGGCCAAUGAUAUCAAGUCUGUAUGUAGACAGCAGCCUGUCUGUGCUAGUGAUGGCUGUUUAACAAUCUGAUGGCCUUGAGAUAUGUUUGACAUGUUUACGUUAAAGUGUGUGUGUGGUGUGUGUGUGUAUGUGUGUGUGUGUGUGUGUGUGUGUGUGUGUGUGUGUGUGUGUGUGUGUGUGUGUGUGUGUGUGUGUGUGUGUGUGUGUGUGUGUGUGUGUAUAAACUGUUGACUACUGUUAUUUUCUCUGACUGUUAGUAGUGUAGCUGACUGUCAACAUCUCUCACCUGGAUGAAGACAGAAGGGUGUGCUUGAUAUGUUAAUUUAGUCCAUGACAACACUCUAAUCCCUCGAUGUUGUGUGUGUGUGUGUGUGUGUGUGUGUGUGUGUGUGUGUGUGUGUGUGUGUGUGUGUGUGUUUGUGUAUUGUGUGCAACCCUCUAAUGUACUAACAAAUUGCUGAAAUAAACAUGACUUUUAUGCCCAGAGUCAUAUAAAAUGUUCUUAAAUCAGGGUCACACAGAGUGUUUCUAGGUAGUGUUAAACAGUAUACACCUCACACACAAGGUUAUGGGAUUAAAACAACACCUGUACCAUGUCAGAUAUAGAGUUGUAUUCAAUUUUAAGUUUGCAUUCCAGUGUUACACUUAAUUUCAUAGUUUUGAUGUCUUCACUAAUAUUCUACAAUGUAGAAAAUAGUAAAAAUAAAGAAAAACCCUUUAAUUAGUAGGUGUGUCCAAACUUUUGACUGGUACUGUAUAAAAACUGAACCUGAACAAAAAUAUAAAUGCAACAUGUAAAGUGUUGGUCGCAUGUUUCCUGAGCUGAAAUAAAAGAUCCCAAAAAUUGCCCAUACGUACAAAA
This is a messenger RNA of Oncorhynchus keta (chum salmon), 6139 nucleotides long. RefSeq names its product protein transport protein Sec24C. Gene Ontology annotation, molecular function: zinc ion binding; SNARE binding. The transcript has 21 exons. Gene Ontology annotation, biological process: endoplasmic reticulum to Golgi vesicle-mediated transport; intracellular protein transport; COPII-coated vesicle cargo loading. Gene Ontology annotation, cellular component: endoplasmic reticulum exit site; COPII vesicle coat. NCBI's taxonomy places the organism in Eukaryota, Metazoa, Chordata, Actinopteri, Salmoniformes, Salmonidae. The record is from RefSeq and is a predicted model, not a curated record. The coding region runs from base 358 to 4407 and encodes 1349 amino acids.